Messenger RNA from Plasmodium adleri (nom. inval.), 6243 nucleotides. Its product is annotated as asparagine-rich antigen. The record is from RefSeq and is a predicted model, not a curated record. Lineage: Eukaryota; Apicomplexa; Aconoidasida; Haemosporida; Plasmodiidae. The transcript has a single exon. Bases 1 to 6243 code for a protein of 2080 amino acids.
AUGGAACUCCAUCUUGAGGAAAAUAAAAUUAAGAAUACUUCUAGUCAUAGCAAUAAUGAAAUUAUAAAUAAUGAUGAAAACGAAGAUUUAUAUGCCAAUAGGAAUAAUGAAACGAAUAGUAUAAAUGGUAAUAAUAAUAAUGAUGAUAAUAUAAAUAAUAUAAAUAAUAUAAAUAACAACAAUUAUAAUAAUUAUAAUAAUAAUAAUAAUAAUAAUGCCUUUUUUUCUUCGGAUGCCUCUUAUUACACAUUCAUAAACAAGGAUUCUAUCAAUAAAGACGAUGGAAUGUAUGAAUUUAAAUCUCAAGACGAAAACUAUUUACAUGCAGAAGUAAGCUCGAAUGAAUAUAAAGAUGCAAAUAAUGAUGUUAGUGAGGUAGAGGAUGAUGAAUAUCAUAAUGAAAAUAAAAAUAUUAUAAUCAUAGAUGAUAAUUUGUCUAAUAAUUUAAAUUCUACUUUUGAUGAUAAGGAAAAAAGUGAAACUAACAACAGGACCAAUAUAAAAGAUGAAUUAGCUACUACAGCUACGAUAGUAGAAGAUUUACAAUAUAAUGAUAUAGUAUAUGAGAUAGAGAGUAAUAAAAAUUAUAAUGUUAACAGUGUAGUGGAUGUCAAUGAAGAACAUGUAGAAGAAAAUGACAAUGAGAAAGGUUCAAAUUUAUAUGAUGAUCAAAAGGAGAAUUACAAAUUAAAGAAUGAUCACAAUGAUGACAAUAAUAAUAAUAAUAAUAAUAAUGAUGAUGAUGGUAUUAGUGUUAGUGUUAUUGAGCAGGCUGACGGAGAAGAAAGUCUUCCCAUCAUAUAUAAUAAUAAUGACAUGAACACUGAUGUAUAUAAUCAUAAUAAUAUUAAUACAAAUCAAAAUUUUACCUAUAAUAAUCUAGAUACAAUUAAUAAUUCAUCCUAUAUUAAUAAUAACGAUAUAGUCAAUAUAAAUACUCUUAACAAUGAAACAAAAAAUAUUUCAAAUGAAGAAUGUUGUGAAAAAAAUAACGAAGAAAUCUUUGAAAGUAUCAAUGAACCUUAUGAUGAUAUGAACAACACAUAUAAUGAAAAUUCAGAAGAUUUAUUACACAAAAAUUAUGAUAUAAAAGAAAGAACAGUAGUUAUUAAGAAGGAAGAAAAGAAAAUACCUCCUGUGUCAAAUAUGUUUGAUAGUCUUUCAAAAAUAAAGAAACAAGUAGAUUUGUUAAAAGCAAGAAAAGAAGAAAAUAAUCCUAAAGGAUUCAAAAGAGAUAACAGAAAAAGAAGAAAACCUAAAUAUCGUUUUGAAAAGGAUAAGGAUGGUAAUAUAUCUGAUUUCUUUAUGGUAUGCUCUAAUGAAUUAAAAGGAAUAAAAAAAUGUAAAAAGGUAGGUUUAGAUUUAGAAAUGAUUAAUGUAACAGAUAUACAAUUAACUUAUCAUUUUGUUUGUAAAGAACAUGAUACAUGUCAAGGAUCUGUUUUAGUUAUCGUAGAUAUUAUUAAUAAUAAUAAUAUAGAAAUAAAAGGAAAAGGACCUCUUUGUAUUAAUUUCAAUGAUUUUAUUGAUGAGAAAAAGAAAAAUACAGGGAAUCGAUUUAAAUGGGAGUAUCUAGAUGUAUGUGGAAAUAUACAAGAAGGAAAAGAUCGUGCUACAGCUAUGGGUUAUAAAUAUUUAAAUAGUAGUGUAACAGGCAAACGAUAUGUAAGAAAUUUUGUUUGUAUUUUAAAUGCUCAAUGUAAUAGUAGAUUAAGAAUUAUAAAAGAUAAUGAAACUGAUAAAGUGUGGUUAGAAUUAUCUGGUAUGAAUCACGAAGAACAUUGUCCAUACAGUCCUCAUUCUGUUGAAGGAAUGUUUUUAAAUAAUAAAAAAAACAAAAAUCAAAUCAUUAGUAGUUUAGGCAAUGAUAAAUUUUUUACAAAUAAUAGUAAUAUCUUAAAUGGUGUUCUCUUGAAUAAUCCUAAUGUUGUGAAUGCACCUCAUCCUUUUAAUAAGAUGAAUUUUAAUUAUCAUAAUAUGAAUGCAGGAUUGAAUAAUUUUAAUUCAUUUAAUAAUGGUAAUUAUGCAUUUAUUAAUAUGAAUUAUAAUGAUAUGAAUAGUUGUGUGAAUAAUAAUAAUAAUAAUAAUAACAAUAAUAAUAAUAAUAAUAGUAGUAGUGAUCCUAAUAAUAAUAGUAAUCAUAAUAUUAACAGUAAUAAUAACAACAAUAAUAAUAAUAAUAGUAAUCAUAAUUAUAAUCCAUAUUUUAUGAAUAAUUAUAUGAAUAAUAAAAAUCAUCCUUUAUAUUUAAAUUCAAAUAAUAAUUAUGGAAAUGAUAUGAAAAUGAAAAUCCUACCCCCCUACAUGCAUCAUUUUAAUAAGGCUAUGAAGAUUAUCCCGGACGUUUCUUCCUGUAAUAUGAUGAAUCUAUCAAAUGGUAAUAAUAAUAUGAAUCAUAUAAAUCAUAUGAAUGAUAUGAAUAAUAUGAAUAAUAUAAACAAUAUGAAUAAUAUGAAUAAUAUGAAUAAUAUGAAUAAUAUCAAUAAUAUAAACAAUAUGAAUAAUAUGAAUAAUAAUAAUGGUAGUAUUGUUAAUCUAGCAAAUAACAAUAUGGAUAUAACCAUGAAUAGUAAAACGUUAUAUAAUUUAUCUAAACUUAGCACUACUUCAAAUUCUACUACUGAUUCAUCUAAAAUGAGUCUUAAAAGAAAUAUCUGGUAUAACAAUAGAAGUAAUAGUGUAAAUAAUACAUUGAAUAGUAAUAUGAGUAGUAAUAAUAAUUCUGAAAAUAUGUUAUUACGUUCAUCUAUAAAGAACACUCCAAAGUAUAGUGCUCUAUAUGCUUCAUCUAAUAGUAAUCAAGAUACUACUAUGAAUAUGUCUAAUAAAAAAAGUGUAAUAAGAAAUCUUAUGUUAAAUACUCAGGAUCAAAAUUUUGUUCUCAACCAUAUGUACAGCAAUAAUAAUACUACUACAACUAACAAUAGUAAUAAUAAUAGUAAUAAUAAUAAUAAUAGUAAUAAUAAUAGUAAUAGUAGUAGUAAUACGACCAGUGGUGCAUACACUUAUAAUAAUUAUAUGUCAAACUAUGGUUAUAUGAAUAUACCUACAAACAAUAAUAUCAAUAUUAAUGAUAGCAAUGUAGAAUUUAAUAAUACUAAAAAAAAUUCUGCUAAUGACAACAUAAACAAUAAUACUAAUGUUAAGGAUGUUCUUACUAACGUGAAUAUGAACAAUAGUAUUUAUUAUAAUAAGAAUAUAGCAUCUAAUAAUAAUGGAAAGGAUUUAAGAAAUAAUUUUUAUAAUAAUUCAAAUAUAGAUUUAAAUAAGAACAAUUGUUAUUCUAUUGAUAAUAAACAACAGCUAGCUAGUUCCAAAUUUGUGAAUAAUAAUAUAUAUCCCAAUUAUAAUAAUAUGAAUGAUAUGACAAACAACAACAAUAAUAAUAAUAAUAAUAUCAAUAAUAAUAAUAAUAGUGAUUAUGGACUGAAUAAUGCAAAUGUAGUGACACCAUUAAGUUGUGCAAACGGAUCUGUGAUGUCUCAAGGAAGUUCGACAAAUAAUAUGAAUUAUAAUGUAAGAUCGUAUGAAUCGAAGAAUUUUAAUUCCUAUCAAAAUGGAAUAAUACCAGAUAACAACAACAACAAUAAUAAUAAUAAUAAUAAUAUCAAUAGUAGUAGUAGUAAUAAUAAUAAUAGUAGUAGUAGUAAUAGUAGCGGUUUAAUUUAUUAUCCUAAUUAUGAUAAAAUAAAAACAAAUGCACCUAAAGGUAUAUUGAAUGAAUAUAAAAUGGUCAAAAAUUUAAGGUCAAGUUCAAAUAAUUUAAAUAAUAAAAAAGGAAGUAAUACUUAUUAUAAUAAUAAGACUAGCCAAAACGCAUAUCAUAAUAACACCAUUUUAAAAAAUUCAUCCUUAGCAAGUUUGUCAAAUAAUUCUAGUAUGAUGAAUUAUAAUAUGAUUAAUGAUAUGAAGGAGGAAAAUAAUAUGAACACUGGUAAUAUGUAUACAGGUUCAAUAGGAAGUAACAACAACAAUAAUAUUAAUCAUAAUAAUAAUCAUAAUAAUAAUAAUAAUAAUAAUAGUAGUAGUAGUAGUAGUAAUACCUUGUCAUCAAGUGGAUUAUUAUAUAACAAUAUGAAUAUUAUAAAUAACAACAAUGUUGAUGAAUUAAACGAUAUGAGCAAUAACAAAGUUGGAAUUUCUGCACAUCAUUUAUUAGAUAAUAAUUCUUUAAUAAAAGAUGAAAUGAAUUAUAAUAAUGAUGAUAAUAAUAUGGUAUCACAACAUCAUAAAGUUUUUAUAACAAAUGCACAUGAAAAUAUAUUAAAAGAAAACUCAGAAACAUUAUUAAAACAUAUGUCAAAUGAAACCAAAAUUGAUGAUAACAAUAAUAAUACACAUAUGGAUGAUAAGGAUUAUAACAAAAAUAAUAUCCAAUUAGAUUUUAAUAAUAACAAUCAAAUGGAUCAUUCUAGGAAUCGUAGUGGUUCAGAAGAUUUUACUAAAAGGAAAUAUAAAAAAAUCAAUAAUAAUUUUGAUUCUAAUAAUGAUCAUUUAAAUGACGAAUUUAAAGAUAUUGAUAAUCUUGAUGGACAAAAUGAAGACACAGAUAAAUUGAGAGAUAUUAAUGGAAAAUAUGAAGAAAAUAAUAUUAUUAUAGAUGAUAUCAAUUCGAAAGAAAGAAGAAGUAUCAAUGAAUAUAAUAAUAAAUGUUCUUCUACAGCUGCUUAUAAUGAAAUGAAACAAUAUGUCGAUGUAAAAGAUACUACUAAUAAUAAUAAUAUGUUAUCUAAUUAUUUAAGCAUGACAGAUGAUAAUAAUACUAUUAAUAAUAAUAAUAAUAAUAAUAAUAGUAGUGUAUAUUUAAAUGAUGAUAAUAUUAAAAGUAGUGAUAAGAAAAGGAAAUUUUUAAGUAGCUAUAAUGAUCCAAAUGUUGAUGAUAUGAAUAAUAACAUUUCUCAUCAUGUAGGUGUUGAUUAUGAUAAUCACGUCGUAGAUUCAUUUAAUAAUUCUCCAUACAUGUAUUCUUCACAGAUGUAUAAUAAAUAUAUGAAAUCAAAUAAAUAUGACACUUGUAUGAAUGGAAACAUGGAAAAUAUAAAUGGUAACAACAAUAAUAAUAAUAAUAAUAGUAGUAGCAAUUCUGUGUCUAGAAGAGAUGAUCAUUUACAACAAAAUGGUAUGAAAAAUAAUAGCAAUAAUAAUAAUAAUAUGAAUAGAAAUAAUGUAUCUGAUACUGCUACCAACAUAAUAGAUAAUGAUUCAUAUGAUAAAACUAAUAAUUCUUCUAAUGGCUCUAUAUAUAAAACCAAUGUACAAAAUAUGGUGAACAAUAGUAAUAGUUCAGCUACUUUAAAUAAGUGUGAUUCAGUAAUAAACCAUGAUAUGAAUGUUUCAAAAUUAAAUUAUAGCAACAACAAUAAUAAUAAUAAUAGUAAUAACUCUUGUGGUGUUUCCGGGGGUACGAUGGAUUCACGUUAUAAUACGGCAAAUUCUUUGAUGAACUAUAAUAAAAAUCAUUAUGAAGAUGGAAAUGAUCUCAAUAAUAUGGACACAAAUAAUAACAACAUCAAUAACAGCAACAAUAAUAAUAAUAAUAGUAGUAGUAGUAACAGUAAUAGUAAUAGUAAUAAUAAGAAUAAAAGUCUUAUCAGUAGAGACAGUUUACAAGAUAAAAUUAUUUAUAAUCACAUGAAUGAUUAUAAUGGUACUUACACAUCUAACAAUCCUUAUGGUAUACAGAAUAAUGAUAAAAGUUACAUGUACCAAAAUUAUAAUACUACAUUAAAUAUUCUGAAUCCUAAUGAAAACGGUGAUAAUAACAAUAAUAUGGUAGGUGCAAACGUAAUGGAAAAUUACAAUAAUAAUAAUUUAUAUAAUAAUAAUAAUAAUAAUUAUUUAAAUAAUUAUAUAAAUCCUACAGAGAAUAUAAAAAAUAUGUCUAAAAAUAAUAAUAGUUCAUUUAAUACUUCUUUACAAAAUAUAAAUGGUCCUGAAGGUACUACAAAUAAUGCCGUUACACAACAAGCUAAUAAUUUAAAUAAUUAUUCAAAUUUAAAUAAUAAUAAUAAUAAUCUUACUGUGUUUAAUUGUGAUUUGGCUAGUAAUCAAUAUAAAAACGACCUGACUUGUUCAUACAAUAAUAAUGGAACAGCUAGUAAUAAUUAUUACUAUAUGAAUAAUGGAUAUGACAAUAGUAGUUAUCAGUACAACGUAGCAAAUGGAAAUAUGAUGUAUGAUAUGAAUAAUCGCAAUAUGGAUUCAUCAAAUAAUCAGAAUGAUUAUUAUAAUCAAAAUUAUUAG